This is a messenger RNA of Nannochloropsis gaditana CCMP526, 372 nucleotides long. RefSeq lists its product as uncharacterized. The record is from RefSeq and is a predicted model, not a curated record. The transcript is spliced from 3 exons. The annotation marks the transcript as partial.
GAGGAAGGCGAUACCUGUUGGUACUCGGCUCUCCGACACGACGGCAGGUGCAGAGAGCGCUUCGAUUUCGCCGACCACGGCGUGCUCUUCAUCUCCCAGUACCUGGCUAUCCAAACGUUUGAGACGGUGGCGAUCCUGCGGGAGGCCCGGAGCCUCCUCCACCUCGUCACCUGCCUGGCCUCGGCAUGCCUGAUCUCCCUCCUCUCCCUGGUCGGCUUCUAUGACACGGUCACCUACUUCCAUACCCGGACGGAGAGCCUCAUGGGCGUCCUCAUCUCCCUCGUCACCGUCCAGCUCCCUCUUAUGCUCGUUGCCUCGGGCCGCCUGCGCCAGCAUCGUUAUUUGCGUAUCAGUCAUUUCAUCAAAGCUUGA